ACACUGUAUAAAAGCCAGGGCCUGUUACCUUAGCUAAACAUUACAUUACAUUUACACAAUUUGACUGCCAAAAUGAAAUAUUUGGUUCUGGCUCUGCUGCUAUGUGCUCUGGCGUCUCUAUCUAACGCAGAGUGCUUCGGCAAGGCUGUGGAAGCAGGCGCGACUCAUUGUCAGGACGAUGUUGAUCAAACGUGGCAUGCUGUAGGAUCCAAGUGGAGAAACAGUGCAUGCAUGGACUGUUCUUGUGUGGGCUGCUGCUCUGCGUAUUCAACCCCCAGAAGUUUCCCUGAUGACUGUGUGUCAGUUUUUGACUCUCAGAAUUGUGAAUACGUAGUGCACAAGAGAAACAACCCAAAAGAACGCUGUCCAAUUUAUGGUGCAGUAGGAAAGUGAUGGAGUCAUCUGAAGGUCUGAAGUGUUUUCUUGUGUGAGAGAGAGUGAGAGGCAUGUAAAUGUAGAUCCCUCACUGGCUUCUCACUAGGAAACACUGCCUGCCUGGUUGGUGCACAUGACCCAACAGAAACCACAGCUGCUGAAAACUUAAAAUGAAAUACUGUCAUAAAUAACAUUUCAAAUAAAUCAAUGAAAAGUCA
Centropristis striata (black sea bass) is the source of this 593-nucleotide messenger RNA. Its product is annotated as beta-microseminoprotein-like. Bases 73 to 393 code for a protein of 106 amino acids. The record is from RefSeq and is a predicted model, not a curated record. The transcript is spliced from 4 exons. NCBI's taxonomy places the organism in Eukaryota, Metazoa, Chordata, Actinopteri, Perciformes, Serranidae.